UGUAAUUUUGGUGCUCAGCCAUGGAUGAGGAGGAUAGUCAGGAUGAACAGAUGAAAAGGAGUGCAGCCAUGGGAAAAAGAAAAACAACUUCCGUUUUCAUUGAUGGUGACUCUGGGGAGGACAGUGAGACUUCUGAAGAAUCUGGUAGUGAGUGCGAAGAUGGCAAUGAUGAAGAUAAUGAAUCUGUGUGUGAAGAGGAGGAGGAGGAAGAUGACCUAGAUGAAGAGUUUGAAGGGGAAGUGGGAGAAGAGGAACCUGCUAUCCUGGCAUCAUCAAACAAUGCUGAAACAGGCUCUGAUGAAGAGGGGGAAAACUGUCCGAUUUGCCUGAAUCUCUUCAAAGGACAACUUAUUGGAACGCCUGAGAACUGUGCACAUUUCUUUUGCAUAGACUGUAUUCUUGAAUGGUCAAAGGUAAACUAUUUCAAUUAUAGGUAUUCUUUUCACAGGUGGUUGAGAAUUGUUGAUAAAUCUCUUUGCAGUAUUUGUCCUGUACUGGGGUGCACCCUGUUUAUGGAUGCCUUUCUUGUAUUUUAA
Molecule: messenger RNA, 536 nt
Organism: Protopterus annectens (West African lungfish)
Lineage: Eukaryota; Metazoa; Chordata; Ceratodontiformes; Protopteridae
Product: PHD and RING finger domain-containing protein 1-like
Exons: 3
Coding region: 21-536 (171 amino acids)
Source: RefSeq, a predicted model, not a curated record